Sorghum bicolor (sorghum) is the source of this 1609-nucleotide messenger RNA. RefSeq names its product transcription factor bHLH18. NCBI's taxonomy places the organism in Eukaryota, Viridiplantae, Streptophyta, Magnoliopsida, Poales, Poaceae. Gene Ontology annotation, molecular function: protein dimerization activity. The record is from RefSeq and is a predicted model, not a curated record. The transcript is spliced from 5 exons. The coding region runs from base 319 to 1299 and encodes 326 amino acids.
AAAAAAAUAGGAACGCGUGUGCAGAUCCAACCAUGCAAUCGUGCAAAGAAUUGCUAGCGCAAGUGGUUGCCUUUUGUGAGAAACGCAAGGAGCACGUGAACGCCUUCUUCAGAACAGAAGGGGUCCGUAAUUCACACCACCGGAGCCUGUAUAAAAGCAUCACCGAGAGAGAAGUCUUCAAGCAGUGGGAACUGGGAACUGGGAGGGAGAGGGAAUCAGAAUUAACAGAAGGAAAAAAAAACAAGUUUUGCUCUUCUAUCUUCUUGUGCCCUCUUAGUGAUUUGGAAUUAAGAUAUAUAAGAUAUAUAUAUCUGGGCGAUGGAUGAACUCAACAAAUGGCAUUCACAUCCGGACUACUCUGAGGAGGAGCUAGCAUACAUGUACAGGCAGCAGCAAGAAGAAGAGCACGCCGGGAUGCAACAGCAACACCAUUUUGCUGAGCAGCAGCAGUACUACACACCACCAGCAGCAAUGGCGCCGCCUAGGUCCCCUAGCCCCUUCCUUGAGUUCCUUCCUCAUCAUCAUCACCACAGCUCCAGCUUCCCGGGGUUUGGGGUCCCGGCAUUACCACCCCGGCUGCCGUUCGGGCCGGUCAAGAAUGAGCCAGGGCAGCCGUCAUCGUCGUCGAGCAAUCGCAUCCUCUCCUUCGGCGGACAGCCUCCAAGCACGCUCAACUUCUCCUCAGGAGGAGAUUGGCUGGAAGCCGGUGUUGAAGCGGUGCAGCAGAUGCCGCCGGAGAGGCGGAGCCGGACGCACUGGAACACCCAGGAACAUGUCAUUGCCGAGCGCAAGCGGCGCGAGAAGAUGCAGCAGCAGUUCGUGGCGCUGGCCACCAUCGUCCCGGACCUCACCAAGACAGAUAAAAUCUCUCUACUAGGGAGUACCAUCGAGUACGUGAAACAGCUCGAGGAGAAGGUGAAGACCCUAGAGGGGCGAAGGGAAAGGAGAACAUCCGAUCCCACCAUCCUCGAGACCAAGUGCCGCAUAUCAACUGAUAGUGACGCCUCAUGCUCCAACGACAGUGCCUUUGCUGCGGGUGGGUUCAGCCCGACGGUUGAGGCGAGCAUACAUGGCGACACCGUCUUGCUGAAAAUAUGCUGCUUGGAGAGAAGAGGAGUGCUGGUGAUGAUCAUCUCCGAGCUUGAAAAUCAGGGCCUCUCCAUCAUAAACACUAGUGUUUUACCAUUCACAGACUCGUGCCUCAACAUUACCAUCACUGCAAAGAUUGGAGUAGGAUUUUCAUCAACAGUUGAGCUCAUAACGAACUUGACCGCAGCACUCAGAGGUUCUAGUACUUGAGAGUUGAUACGAACGGUAGUAAAAAUUGGAGUAGCGAGAGUGGAAUGUAAAUCACGUCUUCUUCUUCUUCUUCUUCUUAUUUUGGCAAGGAAAAUUGCGUCUUCUAUUUGCGUUGCUCUGCUGAAAGUUAUGGUUUUAAUAGGUUUUCCCUUCUUUAUAGGGUUUGAGGGUUAGGGGUAGAGGUGAGGGGAUUAUAUACUGAUGAAGCACGUUUGAAAUGAAACACUUGUACAAUCGAUCCUCUCUCUAUUUCUUUUUAGCAUGCUUUGUGUACAUUCUUUGAUUUCUUUUAGUCCUUUCAUCUCUCAAA